CUACCAGCAGUGGGUGGUUAAUGUGUGGGCUGCUCAAGCCAGGGGGUUACUUGCAGGCCUCUUUGUCUCUUUCUCCCCAGAAAAUGACUGGCCUUCAGGUCAACCUCAGCCCGCUGCUGGAGCCACUUGGCUUCAUGAAGGUCCUUGAGUGGAUUUUUUCCAUCUUUGUUUUUGCCACCUGUGGAGGUUAUAAAGGUACAACUACAAUUUUAGUUUCUUGUAAAGGUGUUGUGAACAAAACAGUUACAGCUGCUUUUGCUUAUCCAUUCAGGUUGAAUACAGCUGUGUUUAGUGCACCAGAUCCAACACGAUGCGGUGGCACUUGGACUGACUUUCACCUUGUGGGCAACUUCUCCUCUUCUGCACAGUUCUUUGUAACUUUUGCAGUCCUGGUAUUCCUUUACUGUAUUGCUGCCCUUGUACUAUAUGUUGGGUACAUGCACCUGUAUCAGAACACUGGCAAAAUCCCAUUGAUUGACUUGGUUAUUACUGUCAUGGCUGCUUUUCUGUGGCUGGUCAGCACUUCAGCCUGGGCUAAGGCACUUACUGAUAUAAAAAUAUCUACCGGUCCCAGCAUUGUUCAGGAGAUUGCAUCUUGCAAAUUACCAGGAUCAACUUGUUUGUUUGCCUCUGUUACCAGCAUGGGAACUCUGAAUGUGUCCGUGGCUUUUGGAUUACUUAACAUGAUUCUGUGGGGAGGAAAUGCUUGGUUUGUAUACAAGGAGACCAGCUUGCAUAACCCAUCAAACUCAACUUCCCAAAGCUCAGGAAUCUAUCCACCUACAACAGGAAUAUAAUUAGUAAGAUGAUGAUGUUGAUACUUCAUAAAGAGCAUCUAUUUUGCAUCCGACGGCCAACAACUUGAAGUCACUGCAGUUUUUUUGUAGUAAUGAAUAGUUUAAACAAAUUAGUGGGUAAACUUCUGCUUUGUACUUAAAGCAUGUCUCACAGAAAUAUGGAUGUAAAUUUUCAAGUGUUUUACAGUGAAAUAUAUUAUGACUCUAAAAUGAGUGCAGUUUCUUCAUUAAAAAUAACAAAUUGUUCAGACCCUCCUAAAUCUCUUGGCAAAUACUUCCUCACACCCACACCUUUUCAGGAAGUGGUUCUAGUUAACAUUUGUGGGAAGAAACUGAUUUGGAUUCUGUAACAUGACUGAUUUCUCAGUUGAAAAGACUACUUAGCUUAGGAUGUUUGGAGUUCCAAUAUUAAAUCCCUCAUUCAGAGGUUACCUACUAAUAACUUUGCACAGAUAAGCUUUCUAAAAAAAUAUUUAGUCAUCUCUGGUAGCAUGAUUCUGGCAUUCUGUAAUUUUCUUGUAUAUUGUUGGUGUUUUUUUGGAGGGGGAAUCUAGUAUAGACACUUUCUAAUGUUGUAUUUGCAGAUAGACACUUAAGACUUGUUUGGUGUUUAUAUGUUCAUUGUUAAUACUUCAUGAUUCGGGACAAUCUUCAAAAACACUUAGUAAAGCUGCAAGUCACACUUCUGUGGCAUAAUUUAAGAACAGAAGAGUUAAGAAAUUUAGGUAGGGUGGGGGUGUUUAAGUGCAUCUCAGCUACAAAGCAUUGUUCUAAGUUUGAGAGAUACUGUAGAUGCUAAAGCUGACUCCAUCAGUAAACUUAUUGUUUUCGAUUCAGGUAAAUGAAUCCAAGCAGAGCAAUGGGAGGUGCAUAGGACUUACCUACCUAGUGACACAACAGCUGGAGAUGUCUGUCUUACUAAUCUAUACAGGUCUUGUUUAAUAGUCAAAUCUUGAUCCCAGUAAAUAGACAGUCUUCCCAUGAGAUAUUUACAUAUUCAGACAUCUGACUUACUGUUACCUCAUUUAUUUCUCCAUGUGAAUUGUCCAACAAAGAUGCGUCUCAUGGUUUCUGCAAACUUUAAUAAAUAUUUAAACAGUUACUGGGGCUAUACGCUCUAAGCAGCAAAUAUUUCUAUAAGCUUGCUUUCUUUCUUUCAAAGCUAGGACAGGUGUAAUGGUACAUACAUCUCUUGAUCUUUCAGUGUCU
Messenger RNA from Caretta caretta (loggerhead turtle), 2006 nucleotides. It is a transcript of the gene SYPL1, whose product is annotated as synaptophysin like 1. NCBI's taxonomy places the organism in Eukaryota, Metazoa, Chordata, Testudines, Cheloniidae. The record is from RefSeq and is a predicted model, not a curated record. Gene Ontology annotation, cellular component: synaptic vesicle membrane; synaptic vesicle.